CACACACACACACACAAAGACGCGCGUAGCAGUAGUUCACUGACUUUUUCCCAAACUAUUUUGGGGGAUUCUGAGGGAUUUUGGAGAUAACCAAGACUGAUAUUUGGUGUCAAAACAGUCCUGCUGAGCUGGUGAUGUGAUCCGUGUAGACACCGCCUCAACUCGGCGAGCGUCUGUGUCUCAGCUGGGCCUCAAGCAACAUGCAGAGCGACACUUCACGAGUCUUGGCUGCAGUUUUCUUACUUCACUGGAUUCCACCUCGCGUGUGUCAAUCAACACCAGGACAACCUAAACUUACAGGUUGUCGAUCUACUGAUAAGGAGACUUUCAGUUGCUGGUGGGAACCUGGCUCAACUGGUGGACUGACCACUACCUACCGACUGUUCUACAGGAAAGAGGGGUCUGAAAAGGUCUAUGAAUGUCCAGACUACCAUAGGUCAGGAAACAACUCGUGCUUCUUUGACAAAGCCCAUACAUCCAUAUGGAUAUUUUAUAGCAUCACUGUCAUGGCCUUUAAUAACUAUGGCAACACAUCUUCUGAGCCAGUAGAAGUGGACGUUAUGGAUAUUGUUCAGCCACAUUCACCAGGAAACAUGACUUUGGCUCUAAUGGGAGUGAAGGACAACCCGUAUUUUCUGGUGAAGUGGGAGGCCCCGCAUGACAUCGACACUCGUUCAGGCUGGGUUACUCUCAGUUAUGAAGUGCGAGUGAAACAGGAGCAAGUCAGUGACUGGGAGGUUUACAAUGUUGGUAAGCAAAAGGAACUAAGCAUCUUCAGUCCCAAACCUGGAGGAAACUAUACUAUACAAGUACGGUGUAAACUAGAUCAAGGCCUGUGGAGUGAGUGGACCCCUCCAGUGUUCAUCCAAAUGCCAAACAACUCAGUGUUUGAGAAGCCAUUUUUGAUCGUCAUAGCUGUUAUUACAACCUUUGUUGUAUUGGUCCUUGUUGGAAUACUAACAGCCAAAAGAAAACAUGUUAAGCAUUUCCUACUGCCUCCUGUUCCAGGACCAAAGAUCAAAGGCUUUGAUGGCCAACUUUUAAAGACAGUAAAGGUGGAAGAUAUAUGCAAUACCGUCAACUUCCAGGGUAUCUUUCCUGUUCCAGAGUGUCCUGAUCAUGUGGAAUAUGUGGUGGUGCUUGACAGUGAAGAAAAUGGUGAGAAUUCUGGAUAUAAAGUACAUCUGGAACGACAAGGGGCAAACCAGAAUAUGUCAGAACAGAAGACAUGGAAUGAGCUUAACAUUGCUGAUCACAGUGAUAAACAGAAAUUCCCAGUUCUUGCACACAACUGUCAAAAUUCUGAUCCUGAAUCUACAGCUUUAAACACACCUCAACACUCAAAUCAAUAUAGCACAUAUGAUGUGCCUCAGCAGAAACCUGACAUAUCUCACGAAAACAUGGCAAGCAGCUCUGAGACAAGUUGUACAUGCAAUCAUGAGCAGAACCAAGUCUGUGUCACUCCUUAUGGACUGAUGGAACAAAAGCCAAAGGAAGACUGUAAGCAGAAGCUCACAAUAGAAAAAGAGGAAGACUACAGUAAAGUCAGUGGGAUUUACAGUGAAACUGUCCUUGUGAUUCAAAAAGACAGCAGUCCUUUACAGAGACAUAAGACAAUGAACAAUGAUCCAUGCAAAAAGACUAAAAUUAAAGAUUCCACAGAUCCCCAGGAAUACGUAGCUACAUUAUAUGAUAUGUUUUAAACUGAGAAAUCUGAGAUUUGUGACAUGAUGUUUUUGUUAUUUACUGUAUAUCUCAGAAGUUCCAGCUGGUACAACUAUGUGAAUGUUUCUAUGUAUUUUUACUAGCAAUACAAAUAUUAUUAAUAUCUGUAUGAUAUUUAGACCUGCUACAGAUGAGGUUUGUUUUGUGAACAACAGACUUUGAAUGAAAAAGACUGGCAUGAUAUUUAUCUACUCAAGACAACACUUUUAAAAACAGCCUAAUUAUAUAUUUUCUAUCAGUACUCGGUUGUAAAAAUCUGAAGUGUUACAACGGUAAACUCACUCCCUAUAUCUUAAUGCCUUGUAGGGAUGAAUUAUGAAAUAAUUGCUGCUAGGAUCUACCCACAUACUUACACUUUAAAUAAAACUACAAAGCUAAAAACAGUGUAACAAAAAAAUGUAUUGGAGCAUAAGUUUAAAACACUAAUUUAGUAAUACUGUAGCUACAAACAUCACCUAUUUAUUUCGUGAUAGUGCUUUAGAGUCCUGAAUAUCAAGAAUGCAUUAAAUCUGUUUGUCCACAAGAUGGUAAUUUUCUAAAACAGCUGUUCUGUAGUAAGUUAAAUCACUCAAUCACUCACUCACUCAUCUAUAACACUUUAUAUUUUGUACAGGGUCACAGGGGGCCUGGAGCCGAUUUACCAGGAUACUUGGGGCACGAGGUGGGAUAGGCACUGCAGGGCACACACACACUCACAUGCUCAUUCACACACAACAGACAAUUUGGGAAAACCAAUAAGUCUAACCUGCAUGUUUUCAGACUGUGGGAGGAAACUUACCAAACACAGGGAGAACAGGCAAACUCCAUGCACGGCGAAAUCAAACCUGGAUCCUUGAGCUGCAAGGUCACAGUGCUAACCACUAAGCCACCUUGCCGCUUGUAAAUUAAAUCACGGAUUACUCACUCACUCAUCAUCUAUAUCGCUUUAUCCUGUCGUGAAAGAGGCUGGAGCCUAUCCCAUGAGACUUAGGGCAUGAGGCAGAGUACACCCUGGACAAGGUGUACUCACACACAAACUCAUUCACAUACAGUACUACGGGCAAUUUGGAAAGGCCAGAUAGCCUAAUCUGUAGGUCUUUGAUAAAAAAAAGUCUAAUAAACAAAAUGAAAACCUGGUCUCAUUUUUAAAAAUAAGAUGUCUAAUUGUUGAUAUGAGGGAGAAGAUGAUAAUUUAACAUGAUGGACUCUCCAUUGUCAGUGCUUUGUAAGGGGUGUCUCAGCAGCAUCAAAGGCAUUGUCUUAUUAACUUCAUGAGAAAGAAAAAGCAGGCUGGCGAGGUAAUGACUCCAUAGCUCUAAAGCAAGAGUAGGAAAUAAAUUGUCUUGCAAACAUUACAUUAAACUUUAAAUUGAUUUUAAAAAGUAUGACAUGAAUUAAAAUUGCUGUGAGUUUGCUCUCUCCAGUAGCUUUA
Clarias gariepinus (North African catfish) is the source of this 3136-nucleotide messenger RNA. RefSeq names its product prolactin receptor b (gene prlrb). Gene Ontology annotation, cellular component: external side of plasma membrane. The transcript has 9 exons. Gene Ontology annotation, biological process: cytokine-mediated signaling pathway. Lineage: Eukaryota; Metazoa; Chordata; Actinopteri; Siluriformes; Clariidae. The record is from RefSeq and is a predicted model, not a curated record. Gene Ontology annotation, molecular function: protein binding; cytokine receptor activity. Bases 201 to 1703 code for a protein of 500 amino acids.